Molecule: messenger RNA, 1400 nt
Organism: Aethina tumida (small hive beetle)
Lineage: Eukaryota; Metazoa; Arthropoda; Insecta; Coleoptera; Nitidulidae
Product: queuine tRNA-ribosyltransferase accessory subunit 2
Exons: 7
Coding region: 107-1321 (404 amino acids)
Molecular function (GO): tRNA-guanosine(34) queuine transglycosylase activity
Source: RefSeq, a predicted model, not a curated record
ACAUGUUGAAAAUCUGUCAGUUGUCACGUUUCGAAAACACAAACCAAUUUUUAAUGAUUUAAGUGCACUUAACUGUUAAAUUAAUAGGAACUCGACGGUUUCAAAAAUGAAAUUUACAGUUCAAAAUGUGUCCAGGUUGCGGCCGCGUAUCGGCGUCCUGUCCAAUUUGAACGACAGACCGGAGGUGAACCUCGAAACGCCGAUGCUCUUGCUUCACUCGCAGGGUGGGCAAAUACCACAUGUCACACAUGAAGUCUUCAAACUUGUCAGUCAGGAUGCUUACGUACUGCAAAUACCACUGCAAAGCGUUCACAACUUCCAGGAGACGAUGCAGCACUACAGGGGGUCCAUCAGUGAAUUUGUGGGGAGCAAAAACAGCUUCUCGUGCAUAACAUUCCAAGAUCCAAGCCAAAUGACCAAGCAUGGCCACCACUUGAAGACAAAGGUGCCUCUGUGGACAAAAAACGGGCUGGUCCACUACGAUCCGACGAUGUACAUGAAGAUGAUGGAGUCUGUGAAGCCCGAUAUGUACAUUUUCCUCUCAGAUGGUGACACAAACAAGGCCAGUCACCAGAAGCGGAUCACUAAGUCGGUGGACACCACCAUAGACUUCUACAAACAGUGCCUGGAGUACCACAGAAAGUCAGAGGUGUUGCAAAGGUCGUUCCCGAUGGCGUGUAUCACUGGAGGGUAUGAUUUGAAGGCACGAGAAAGAUGUCUGGAAACAGUGUGCAAAGACCCAGACAUACAGGGAUAUUUAAUUGACGGCCUCCACAAUAAUGGACCAGAAAUUGAGUUUUUGCCUUUUCUGGAGCUGAAACCAAUCGUUGAGCUAAUAAUGAAAACGAUACCGGAGUCAAAACUGACUUGUAUUCAAGGCUGUUGGAAUCCGGUGAACAUAAUCAAGUUUGUGCAACUAGGUGUGGAUUUGUUUGAUACGUCUUACUGCAAGAUUGUAACGGAGCGGGCUGCAGCUUUGACUUUCAGUAUGGAUUUGGAAGGGGAAGUUGAGGAAUAUGAAAUAAACCUAAGAGAUAGACUAUAUAGUGAUGAUUUUAUGCCAAUUCUAAGACACUGUACGUGUAUGUCUUGCAAGAAUUAUUCAAGAGCGUAUAUUCACCAUUUAUUAACAGUUCAAGAACUUUUAGGGCCCAUUUUAAUUAUGGUCCACAAUAUUCAUCAUUACCUGAGGUUCUUCCAACAAAUUAGACAGUGUGUAAAAGAAGAUAAACUAAACGAUUUGGAACUGAUUGUUGCUAAACAAUUUAAAAAUUAUGAGGACAGUAUGAUGAAAAGAGAAGAAUUAGCUGAAGCAUCUUGAACAUCAUUAGUAUCUUAUUUUACAAUUAACAAAUAGUCAUUUACAUAAUAUAUAUUUUUUAAUAUUAAUAUAUAUUUUA